Cryptococcus deneoformans JEC21 is the source of this 1301-nucleotide messenger RNA. RefSeq lists its product as hypothetical. The transcript is spliced from 5 exons. Gene Ontology annotation, cellular component: actin filament; site of polarized growth; cortical actin cytoskeleton. Gene Ontology annotation, biological process: regulation of actin filament polymerization. Gene Ontology annotation, molecular function: actin filament binding. The record is from RefSeq and is a predicted model, not a curated record. The coding region runs from base 49 to 492 and encodes 147 amino acids. Lineage: Eukaryota; Fungi; Basidiomycota; Tremellomycetes; Tremellales; Cryptococcaceae.
UUUGUUGUUAUAUAUCUAUACCUUUUCUGAAUCUCAUAGAUAACCAUCAUGGCCGACGUAUCCGACCCCAAAAUUGCUGACGCUUACGAGCAAAUAAGGAGUAACGGGGGAGAGGAGUCCUGGAUGUUGCUUGACUAUGAGUCUGAGAAGUCCAACAAGCUUGUCCUAACCGCUACCGGAAAAGGCGACCUUUCCGAACUCUCUGCCCAACUCAAACCCGAGAACGCUUCAUUCGCCUAUGCCAAGGUUCGAUACGAAAACGACGAGCACUCUUUCCGGGAGAAGUUCAUCUUGGUCAUUUGGAUCGGUGAGAAUGUCAAGGUUAUGAGGAGAGCAAGGGUCUCUGUGCACGCCGCGGAUGUCAAGAAGGUCUUGCGAACAUACUCUAUCGAAAUUUCAGCCUCCACUCCUGCCGAUCUUGAACAGGAUGACGUCGUGACCCGUUUACGACGAGCUGGUGGUGCCAACUACGACCGAUCCAAGUUCGACUAGAACAGCAUUGAACAGUUGACAUUGGGAUUUGAGAUGUAACUCGGACAUACGUCAUUAUGAGCAAGACUUGACAAUCUAUACUUGACUGUUGCGCAUUUAUGAUUAAGGAUACUCCUUGUGAGGACAAGGAAGGGGCGGAGUGGACACAGGCGACCGCAUAUCGACAUUGCAUCGUGACCGGAAGGUAUUAGACAGCCUUUUUGCUGUUUACUAACACGGAAAUUGACAUAUUAUUUGGUCGCUAUACCCCAAGACCUUCAAUGAAGCGGGCAAGGUUGGCUAUGAGAAGGCAUCCCUGGGCUCAUGAAUGCGAUGAACUACUGAAACGAAAAGAGACAGUAAAGAUGCGAAAGUGAAAGCUGUCACUCAAAGUGAUACCGCGGAACGGCUCAUCGGCUCGUUGUGUUCUCAUAACGGUGCAAAACUCGCUUCCGUUCCCAACAACAUUGUAGUAGACCUCUUUUUUGACUUUCAUUGACCUCCGUAGUGACACAUAAAUAACCUGAGAUUUGUGCUACAUACUGGCUAUCACGAGCAACAUGGUUGUAAAUGUGACUAUCAAUUCUUUCAUUAGCCUUCCAAGGGGUCAAACAAGAUCCCCACAAUUUUCUUAUCAGAUGAAAAAGUGUUGAAUGGGCGACAAUAGCAGACGUGCAUGUAAUCCUAGCCCAUUAUUUCUUCCUCAAGACGACGACGCACCAUAAGGCAACCUCCGAUCUCUCUCCCACGGUUGGGUGGAAGACAGCGAGGAAACUUCCUCGUGGACAAUUAUAUACAUAUAGAGGGAGCAAACAUCUUCUUCGGGACAG